AUGCGCCGUGAUGUGCAGAUAUUGUGCGCAUUACAGUUCAUCAAUCUUGCUACUUGCCCUGCGCUGCUUUCCGCCUUCUUCCUAGUAUCCCCUGCGCUCCCUUCUAUCCACCUCUUUGCCAUCCCCCUUGCCUCUCCUCAGGAUUCUGCUCCCGCAAGACACGUGUCGCCCGGCGACGGAAGCCCUUCAUCGCCGCAUUCCCCGGGUGCGCGUCGCAUCGCUACAGCUUCAAGGAUCGCCGCAUUCAUCGGGUGCGUCGCUCUGCUCGGCGCGCUCUGCCUCCUCGCGCCGCGCCGAACCGCCUUGGAGACACGUGCUGACGAUGCCGUCGAGAUUAGCAGCAGCAGAAGCGCGGCUGUUCGCUUCUUCGCGUUCGGCGACUGGGGUCGCAACGGCACGUUCAACCAGUCGCUCAUCGCACAGCAGGUGCGACGCACGCCCUUUCUCAUCGUCCUUCACGCUGUGACCACACGCCAUCCGCACACCCCUUCCUUGCUAUGCAAUGCACCCAUCUUUCCUUCUACCCUGUGCGGUGGAGAUGGGUGCAGUGGGGCAACAAAUGGUCCCUCAGUUUGUGGUGUCGGUGGGGGACAACUUCUAUGA
Closterium sp. Yama58-4 is the source of this 603-nucleotide messenger RNA. Lineage: Eukaryota; Viridiplantae; Streptophyta; Zygnematophyceae; Desmidiales; Closteriaceae. The record is from the annotation of a GenBank genome assembly.